AUGGCAGGAAUGGAAGAAGUGGCUGAUGAAGCAAAUCGGAGGAUAGGUGAUAGGGUUCAUUCGUUUAACAGCAUAAGUAGAAGGUCUGAUUAUUCUGCGCAACUCAUUCCCAUCACUAGUGCUACUUCUAGUCCUACAAGUGAUCAUUUGGAUGAUGAUUACGACAUCAAUAAUGGGGAGCUCAAUCCGCAGGACGCUUGGCUACCUCUCACCGAAUCGAGGAAAGGCAAUGUAUUAUCUGCUAGCUUUCAUUUACUAUGUUCAGGAAUCGGAGUACAAGCCCUUUUGCUUCCUGUUGCAUUUGCCACUCUUGGAUGGCAAUGGGGAACUGUAUGCUUGUCUCUGGCAUUCACAUGGCAGCUCUACACCAAAUGGCUUCUCGUACACCUACACGAAUCCGACUCUGGAACUCGUUACAGUAGAUACCUCGACCUCGCAACAACAGUCUUCGGUCAAAAGCUAGGGAAAGUUCUAGCUCUGGUACCGGUAAUGUAUCUUUCUGCUGGAACAUGUGUACAAUUAAUCAUCGUAGGAGGUAGAACAAUAAGGCUCUUCAUCAGAACUAUGUGUAGGGAUGGAUCAACCUGUGAUCCCAAAUCAUUGUCUGGUGCAGAGUGCUUCUUGGUGUUCAUAUGCAUGGCCAUUGUUGUGGCUCAGUUUCCCAAUUUGAACUCCCUGGCUUGGGUCUCUUUUAUUGGCAGCACAACUGCAGUUGUGUAUUGUACUCUGGUUUGGGGUCUUUCAAUUGGAAAGGUUAGAAUCAAUAACGUAUCAUACGAUUCGCCAGCAAUGGAGUCUAACAUGGAUAGGUUUGGAGGGAUAAUGAAUGCAAUAGGUAUCAUUUGUCUUGCAUUCAGAGGUCACAAUGUUGUUCUUGAAAUCCAGGGGACAUUGCCAACAAAUCCGAAAUUCCCAACGUGUAAGACAAUGUGGAGAGGAGUGACUAUAUCAUAUAUACUCAUAGCUAUCUGUUUGGCUCCUCUAGCAAUAGCUGGAUUCUGGACUUAUGGAAACAAGGUGAGAGAUCAUUUCAAUCAAGUCAAAAUUCUGAAUGUUUAUAACUCUAUCUGCAUAAGCAAGCAGCAUGGAAUUUAG
Messenger RNA from Argentina anserina (silverweed cinquefoil), 1095 nucleotides. RefSeq names its product lysine histidine transporter-like 8. Gene Ontology annotation, cellular component: membrane. Lineage: Eukaryota; Viridiplantae; Streptophyta; Magnoliopsida; Rosales; Rosaceae. The record is from RefSeq and is a predicted model, not a curated record. Gene Ontology annotation, biological process: amino acid transmembrane transport. Gene Ontology annotation, molecular function: amino acid transmembrane transporter activity.